AUGAAAUUUACAGUACUUGCUGUCGCCGUUGGACUAACUUUGCUGCUAGGAGUCCAAGCCAUGCCUGCAAACCGCCUUUCCUGCUACAGAAAAAUACUAAAAGAUCGCAACUGUCACAGUCUUCCAGAAGGAGUAGCUGACCUGACAAAGAUUGAUGUCAAUGUCCAGGAUCACUUCUGGGAUGGGAAGGGAUGUGAGAUGAUCUGUUACUGCAACUUCAGCGAACUGCUCUGCUGCCCAAAAGAUGUCUUCUUUGGACCAAAGAUCUCUUUUGUGAUUCCUUGCAACAAUAACUGA
This is a messenger RNA of Budorcas taxicolor (takin), 297 nucleotides long. RefSeq names its product stimulator of chondrogenesis 1 (gene SCRG1). Lineage: Eukaryota; Metazoa; Chordata; Mammalia; Artiodactyla; Bovidae. The coding region runs from base 1 to 297 and encodes 98 amino acids. The record is from RefSeq and is a predicted model, not a curated record. The transcript has 2 exons.